GAAUCAGGGUCAGUGCAGGUGGUAGCGCGGCAGAAGAAAGUGUAUAAAAGAUAUAAAAGUUGUUUCUGGUUGUUUCUUUCUUUUUUUUCUUUUUGUAAAAUAUGACUUCAGUGCGUGUGGCAGUGCGAGUCCGCCCCCUGGAUGAAAGAGAAAAGAAUGUGUCUUCAAAGGUUGUUGUUGAAUUGAAAGCAAACAAUAUAACAAUUUACAAGCCAAUAUGCCUCUCUAAUCGUGGAGAAAAACCGAAAGCAUUUUCUUUUGACUUCUCCUUUGAUUCCACUGACCCAAACAGCUCAUCAUUUGCAUCACAAGAAAAGAUUUAUAAGAAUUUGGGGACUGGUGUCAUCAAAGCAGCAUUUGAGGGCUUCAACACUUGUAUAUUUGCCUAUGGACAAACUGGGUCCGGAAAGUCUUAUACCAUGAUGGGCCAAAAGGGAGACAAAGGUUUGAUUCCACGGAUUUGUGAAGGCCUGUUCCAGCAAAUUGCAGAGAAAAGCAAGAGUGCAGUGUCAUUUCAUACUGAGGUCAGCUUUUUGGAGAUCUACAACGAACGUGUGCAGGAUCUUCUCCAAAAGAGUUUAGUACCCACAGAUAAGGCCUGUCUGAAAGUUAGAGAGCACCCAAAGGAAGGACCCUAUGUGCAGAAUUUGACCAGAUAUUUGGUGCAAAGUUACAGUGAUGUAGAAGAACUGAUAUUAUUGGGAAAUUCAAACCGGACAACGGCCUACACAGAUAUGAAUGAUUCCAGCAGUCGUUCUCAUGCCAUUUUCACCGUUAGAUUUACCCGGGCCUGGUUUGAGGACACUCUGCCCUGUGAGACGAUGAGUAAGAUCCACCUGGUCGAUCUGGCAGGAAGUGAGAGAGCUGAUGCCGCUCGUGCCACAGGGGCUCGCUUAAAAGAAGGAGCCAACAUCAACAAAUCCCUCGUCACUCUGGGCUGUGUGAUCUCAACCCUUGUCCUGUUUCAAAAUAUAGUGACAACAAAGAGGAAGAAGCAGAUCUUCAUUCCCUACAGAGACUCUCUGCUAACAUGGCUUCUUAAAGACAGCCUGGGCGGGAACUCCAAGACAACUAUGAUAGCAACCAUUUCCCCUGCUGAAGUGAACUACGCAGAGACCUUGAGCACACUGCACUAUGCCAACCGCGCUAAAAACAUCGUCAAUUCGCCAAAAGUGAAUGAAGAUAACAGCGUAAAGGUGAUCCGAGGGCUUCAGGCAGAGAUAGAAAGACUCAGGAAGCUACUUGAAGAAGCCAAUCAGAUUCCCAAAGGAAAGCAGACUUCCUGUGUUGAAGUUGAAGAAAAGUUGCAUAAAAAUGAGGCAAAGGUGGCAGCUUUGACUAGAGAGUGGGCCAGCAAGUGGAAUGAAUCACAGAGUAUUUUGAAGGAGGAGACUGUGGUUCUGAGGAAGAGGAGGAGUGGUGUGGUCUUGGACUGUCAGUUACCGCACCUGAUCGGCAUCGAUGAUCUGCUGGGCUCUGGCAUCAUCCUCUACUAUCUAAAAAAGGGUCAAACCACAAUUGGGAGCAAUGAAGCAUUAUGUGGUCAGGAUAUUGUGCUGCAAGGGCCGGGGAUUCUCGGAGAACACUGUGAGCUGCUAAACCAAGAUGGCGCUGUUACGUUCUCUCCUCACGAUGGUGCAUUAUGUUUGGUCAAUGGAUCGGUUGUUACUGCUCCCUGCCAGCUGACUCAGGGAACCAUUAUACAAAUUGGGAAAGACGCCAUGUUUCGGUUUAACCACCCGACCGAGGCUGCCAUCCUCAGAGCGAAACGGCAGAGCGGACUGCUGUCGGCCGUCAGCCUGUCUCUCACGGACACGUCCAAGUCUGCAGAGAGCCUGUCCAAGGUGAUGCUGCAGAGACCAGGGGCGAUGGAGUUUAUGUGCAGCCUCAGCCCGCAGGGGGCGCAGUGGCAGCAGGACGAUCCAGAAGUGAGCAAAAGCAGCAAGGAUAUUAAAGGAUUUGAGAGUGGAAGCAGCAGGGACCCUCUUUAUCCGAAAGCAGAGGCAUCACAGGGGGCGCAGACUGAAGAGCCGGGCACUGGAUCUGUGAAUGUGUCUUUGGAUUCAAGCUGCUCAAUAGAGAGACCUGUUACUAGUGCCACACCUGUAAAAAGUGCUGUCCCUCAUUCAGUGGAUGGAGAGGCACAUCAGGGCGAUGUACGCACCCGGGACCGCCCUGAGCAGGAGUGGGACCGGUGUCAUAAAUCAGGGCCAGAGCUCACGUCGGAGGGUCUGUGGAGGGGAGCUUGCUGCGGGGGAGAGGUGCGGUCAGGGGAUGCCAGCCUGCAGCAGACGAGUGUCCCAGGCCGAGGUGAUGGAUGUGGCACCGGGCCAGUAGGGAGCGCUAACGAGAUCCAAGAAGUCACGGCUCACUGCAUCGAGGGGAGACGAGACUCAGGUGGGAACUCAUUAUCCGGCGUAUCCCACCUGCCGAACGCUGAAGGAGGCAAGUCCGCGCCCGUCCUGCAACAAGCCAGCACGCUCAGUUCUCAUUCUGAAUUCGACAAAACACCUCUCAGCAGUCAGGCUGUUAGCUGUCCUACCAAUGAAGUCACCACACGGGAGCAGUCUUUCUAUAGAGAGAUGGAUGGAGAUGAGGGGCAAGAGGGGGUCCUAGAAGUGAGCGCAAAACCUUACCCAGGAAUAGGUUUGGGAUCCUUGGUCAACACCAUGUCCUGGAUUGUACAAGGUGCAAGUCGCCGUAUUUUGAAUUCCUCCAUUGUGUUACAGCAUGUACUAGAGCAAAGGCUGUAUCCUGCCAGUGUAGGUUGGUCCAGUCAUGUAGUCUCCAUGAUAAAGAAUAGCAAAGUAAUUUCAGUGGUUAAAGAUGGCUACAUUACAUCUCUAUUCAGUGAUAUUCAGAUAUUUUCAUUGGUAAAAGAUCUGCCCCUUGUUCAACACAUUCAGUUUGAGAUGACGCAGCACCUUCAGGCGAUGAGCCCAAUAAAAAUUCAAGAAUGCACCAAGAAUUGUGCUAAUCUGAUUUUUACUGUCCCAGAAAAGCACAGUGCGGAUACAAGCGAUGACUGUAAAAACACUUUGAGUAGUAAUUUGCCACAGGAUCAUGACCAAGCUGAUGAAGUGAAGUUAAAAGCGAUUAUGCAACCCAGCUGUAAGCUAGACAAGGACCAAACACAGGAUAUUCCAACAGUAUUGUGGCGUAAAGGUGCCAGUAUCUUCUUUCAAUCAUUAAUCACUUUCCCUGACUCACUCACAAAGUUACAAUUGUCUCACUCAGACCUGGGAGCUGCGCUACAGUCCAUCAUUCCUUGUUCACUGUUCACACCACAAAAGAUUGUUGCUCUUUUCUGGUUGGAAGCAUCUAAAAGAAGUGAAUCAAAGGCAGUCCCAGCUCUGCUGAUAUUGAUGGAGGCUGGCGUGUACACGGUCACUGAUCACUGUGGAGCUCUAGAGGUGUUUUAUCAGCUGCCUUUGGCUCAGCUUAAAAAGGUGCACGUCGGCUUUGCAGGCCACAGUCUGAACCUCCUGGGCCCCACAGAGGACCAUGUCCUGGGACUGUACACCUACAGCCAGUCCCUCACCAGAGAGCUGUGUGGAGCAGUGCUCCAGCUCCUUUGUCCAUCAGACACGAGCGUGUUUGAGCAUCCUCUGCUGCGCGGGGACCUCAUGGAUAUGUCCUUAAAGUGGCAGGCUCUUGUACCUGACCUGCUGCUGGACACAGGUUUGAGGGUGCUCUGUCGUUUUCAAAGGAGCCUGGCUGAUCUGAUGUACCUGCUUCACUCCAACACCAGCCCAGAGCAAAGGAUUCUGGGAGAGGUGCGUCUGCACCUCUACUUCUGUGUGGGGAUAUGUUUUCCUUCCAAACGGAGUCUGGUAGGACAGCUCUUUGUCACAGACACACACGUUGGGCUUGUCCAAGAGGACAUUGUCUUCCCUCCUGUCCACUCGGUCUCCCCUGAGCCGUCCCGACUGCACUUUCACAGUCUAACUGUGCGCCGCCUUGGUGAUGUGCGCGGGGUAGUGGUGCGUGAGGAGGACUCGCGCGGAGCUGUCACUGUGGAUGUAAUCUUAGCAAAUGUGAAGGCCAGAGGUCACCCUGAGCGUGGGACAGGCUGUGCACAUCCAUCGUCACACGCACAAGUGUGGAAAUUAACUUUGAGCUGCUCCGCCGAGGCUGCCCGCCUGAUUAAUCACUUGUCAAACGUUUGAUCAAGGGCUGAACAGCAGUAAUGAAGAGCCCACUGUGAAAACUCUGAGCGCAAAGCAUGGCAAAAGUGCACUUGAACCAGGCCACGACAGAAAUGCGAAUUGUUCUGAACUUUCUGCAUCUAUUAUGCAUCCAUUAGAAAAGUUUAUUCACUUAAAUGUUUAAAUAUUUAGUAAAAAAUGUGUUUUCAGGAGAGUGAGGUUUAAAUAAUUUGAAAUGUUUAAUGCGGUGUUGUAUUUUAAGAGUUUUACAAAAAAAUCUAUUUUUAUCCCUGUAAUUAAAUAAAAACUUGACCUGUAAUGUGUGUUGUCAUAUCCUGCUAGAAUAUAUACAAUAUUUAGAAUUUUUAGCUACUAAUUACACAAGUGUCGUUAAGUUAUUUUGUAUUGGAGUACUUAAGACUACUAAAGUAAAAUAUACCUGCAAGUCAAGUAAAAAUCAG
This is a messenger RNA of Boleophthalmus pectinirostris (great blue-spotted mudskipper), 4609 nucleotides long. RefSeq names its product kinesin family member 16Bb (gene kif16bb). Gene Ontology annotation, biological process: microtubule-based movement. Gene Ontology annotation, molecular function: ATP binding; microtubule binding; microtubule motor activity. The record is from RefSeq and is a predicted model, not a curated record. Bases 102 to 4169 code for a protein of 1355 amino acids. NCBI's taxonomy places the organism in Eukaryota, Metazoa, Chordata, Actinopteri, Gobiiformes, Gobiidae. The transcript is spliced from 20 exons.